AGCUCGUGUUGAUGUUGUUCUAAGAGAAUAAUCGGGUGAAGUUAGACAGCAUGGACGCCCGCCUCGAAGAGCCCGUCCACGGCAGUAAAGAGAAGAAGAAAAGACAUAUCCAGAGAGUAAGGAGUCCUUUACGGUACACCCACCGCUUUCGGCCGAGGUUUGAAGGGAAACACCUGCAUUCACGUUUUAGGUUUUUCAGGACAAUGGAGGAACGGCGUUUUAUACGUCGGCCAAAUUUUGCACUGAGGUACCAGAGGCAUCACACAUAUCAGCGGCCCAGAGCCUGUCCUCGUCCGGGCUCCACACACACUGAAGACAGAACAGACAUUUCUCGGCCAUCCCCUGGAAACAGAUCAUCUCUGUCGUCCACAAACGAGGAGCCUACACACAUCACAUCUGGACCAAUCCAGUCCUUCUUCAUCUCCGAGUCUCCUUUAUCUCCUCGCCAUGUCCUGAGUUUUCGUCGCCUCCGAUGGUCCUGUUCAGACCUCCUUUGUCUCCCUCGUCUCCGCUUGUCCCAUGCAGCUCUCCUUCGUCUCCCUAGACUCCCUCGUCUCCACUGGUCCCGUCUAGCUUUCUUGAGUCUCCUGAGUCUCUGCUUCUCCAGAAGAACUCUUCUGUAUCCACUUCUCCAGAACCUUUCCAGGCAUUUUGGACCCUAAUUUCUCCCAAGAAUAUUUUGAGGGAAAUAUGCUGCUCUAUUUUGAGGCUAUGAAGCUCUAUUCUCUAUGGCCUCCUGAAUGACUGGCACCUCCAUGACCUCCUACUAUUUUUUGUUAAUUUUAUUUUAGUUUUGGGAAAACUUACAGCUUCAGUCAAGUCUCAUGUUCCUCAUCAUGGACAGCAGGCCAAAUUAAUUUACCCUCAUUCCACUGAAAGGAAUAAUAACAUGUAAACUAUUGUGAUAUUGUUCUCUAUGAAUUCUGUCUUGAGGAUGUAAAGUAUAUAAACAUAAGCCUAAAAAUGAUAGCAAUUGACCGUUCGCAAAGAGCUUGAUUGACAGGCGACAUUUACAGCUGUUAAACUAUGACAGGUCAUUUACUGAAAAAAGACUCUCACUGCAACACUCUAAUGUGAUAAAACUAUGGUGUCACGUGCUUCCAAAAGCAUUUUCAUAGUUUUCAUGCUAUAUUGUUGGCUCAGAAAAUAUGUAAAUGUGCUUAUGCUCAGUAGCUGCCGCUUUACGUUAGCCCUUCUAACCUUAAACACAAAUCAAGACAGAACAAGACAGAAGAGCCACAAAAGGGUAUUUAUUGUUUGAAUUUCAUUAAAAAUUACACAUUUAAAAAGAGACCUUGUUUCAUAUCAGAAGUUACUUGCUCUGUCUUCUCUGUUGGCGUGUUUCUUCACAGUGAUGUAUUUUUCACUGUGUGAGAACGCACGUGUAGUGUGAGAGCCGUAUUGCUUGUCGGUCAUGGCAACAGUAACUAGGGAGGGUGGGGUCUUUGCAAACGGUCAAUUGUAAGAGCAUUGCGUAGCAUUAUGCUGCAUGCAUGGCACGUUGUAAUUACUGUGACAACUCAUAAUGUUCAGCUUGGUGCUGUUCACAUCCUCUGACUGGGGAUUAUCCGUUUCUAUAGCGACCACAAAAUAACAUGUCUUUCAUUUAGGCUCACAUUACUUGUGCAUGAAAACAUCUGCAUUAGCAAAUUUUAAAGCAUAAAUAUUACAAAAUAACUGCUUAUUUAUAUUUUAGUACUCUAAGCGCCA
Puntigrus tetrazona (Sumatra barb) is the source of this 1710-nucleotide messenger RNA. RefSeq lists its product as uncharacterized. The coding region runs from base 51 to 662 and encodes 203 amino acids. The record is from RefSeq and is a predicted model, not a curated record. Lineage: Eukaryota; Metazoa; Chordata; Actinopteri; Cypriniformes; Cyprinidae. The transcript is spliced from 5 exons. Gene Ontology annotation, cellular component: nucleoplasm. Gene Ontology annotation, biological process: negative regulation of DNA-templated transcription; negative regulation of gene expression, epigenetic; protein localization to heterochromatin.